AAGACCAUGUCGGAGAAGGCGACGUUUCAGGAGGAUGGCCUCACCGCCCAGCAGCUACUCGGAUCCGGCGACGGGCUCACCUACGACGAUUUCCUCAUCCUUCCUGGUUACAUCGACUUCGACGCGGAAUGUGUCGACCUCACGUCCAAGCUCACCAAAAGGAUCACCCUCGAGGUACCCUUGGUGUCGUCGCCCAUGGACACGGUCACAGAGUCAGAGAUGGCCAUCGCGAUGGCUCUCUGCGGAGGCAUCGGCAUCAUUCACCACAACUGCACUGCAGAGCGCCAAGCCAGCGAGGUGAACAAAGUGAAGAGAUACAAGAACGGCUUCAUCAACGACCCGGUUGUUCUAAGCCCCGACAACUGCGUGUCGGACGUUGUCGACGUGAAGAGGACGCGCGGUUUCACCGGCAUUCCCAUCACCGACACCGGCAAGCUCGGUGGCAAGCUGCUCGGCUUGGUCGCCUCCAGGGACAUCGACUUCCUUCCUCCGGAAGACCACAACAAGCGCCUGUCCGAGGUGAUGACGCCGCUAGAGGACCUGGUCGUGGCGCCCUCCGAGAUCACGCUGACCGAGGCCAACUUGAUGCUACAAAAGAGCAAGAAAGGCAAGCUUCCUCUGGUGAACCCGCAGGGCGAGUUGGUGUCGCUCAUUUCUCGCGCGGACUUGAAGAAGCGUCGCAGCUACCCGCUGUCCUCCGAUGACGAGAACAAGCAGUUGCUGGUGGGGGCAGCCCUGGGCACGCGGGAAGCCGACAAGCAGCGCCUCGAGCUCCUGGUCCAGGCUGGCGUGGACGUCGUCGUGUUGGACUCCUCUCAGGGCAACUCCGUCUACCAGGUCACCAUGGUGAAGUACAUCAAGAACAAACACCCGAGCCUGCAGGUCAUCGGCGGAAACGUCGUCACGUCUGCUCAGGCGAAGAACCUCAUCGACGCCGGUGUGGACGGACUUCGCGUCGGCAUGGGUUCCGGCUCCAUCUGCAUCACCCAGGAGGUGCUCGCGUGCGGAAGGCCGCAAGCGACGGCGGUGUACAAGGUGGCCGAGUACGCGAGGAGGUUCGGGGUGCCCGUGGUGGCGGACGGCGGCGCCUCCUGCCUGGGCCACCUCGUCAAGGCCCUGGCCCUGGGUGCCUCCACCGUCAUGAUGGGCGCCAUGUUGGCGGGCACGACCGAGGCGCCCGGCGAGUACUUCUUCGCCAACGGGGUGCGCCUCAAGAAGUACCGCGGCAUGGGAUCCCUCGACGCGAUGGCCAGCGUCGAGGACAGCGGCAGCCUCAGCCGCUACCACCAGAGCAAACGCGACGCGGUGCGCGUGGCCCAGGGAGUGACGGGCAACAUUGCGGACAGAGGAUCGGUCCAUCGCUACGUGCCGUACCUGAUCGCGGGUAUCAGGCUGGGCUGCCAAGACAUUGGCGCUCGAAGCCUGGACGUGCUCAGGACGAACAUGUACUCGGGCGACAUCAAGUUUGAGAAGAGAUCGGUGUCUGCUCAGGCCGAAGGUGGAGUGCAUGGCUUGCACUCGUUCGUAGGACAAUGAAAGUAAGUGCAGGAAGGAAGGUGUUGAAAAA
Dermacentor andersoni is the source of this 1567-nucleotide messenger RNA. RefSeq names its product inosine-5'-monophosphate dehydrogenase 1-like. NCBI's taxonomy places the organism in Eukaryota, Metazoa, Arthropoda, Arachnida, Ixodida, Ixodidae. Gene Ontology annotation, molecular function: IMP dehydrogenase activity. Gene Ontology annotation, biological process: GTP biosynthetic process. Gene Ontology annotation, cellular component: cytoplasm. The record is from RefSeq and is a predicted model, not a curated record.